This is a messenger RNA of Ziziphus jujuba (common jujube), 2347 nucleotides long. RefSeq names its product U-box domain-containing protein 1. The transcript has a single exon. Gene Ontology annotation, biological process: protein ubiquitination. Gene Ontology annotation, cellular component: nucleus; cytoplasm. Lineage: Eukaryota; Viridiplantae; Streptophyta; Magnoliopsida; Rosales; Rhamnaceae. Bases 130 to 2208 code for a protein of 692 amino acids. The record is from RefSeq and is a predicted model, not a curated record. Gene Ontology annotation, molecular function: protein binding; ubiquitin-protein transferase activity.
UUUUGUUAUUUGCAAUGAUUUUGAAAAUUUCUCCCAGUAAUCCAAAAUCCCUGACAAAAGAAAAAGAGAAAAUCUUUUGUAACAACAAUAAGCAGAAGCAUAAUCAUAGUGGAACUGGAAUUAAUUUCCAUGGAUUUAGCUCUUCCUCCUCCUGUAAUGGUUUCCUCUGGAUUUUUGCCAACUGGGUCUUUGAUUGAGUCAUUGAUUCAUAUAUCAAAUGAAGUUUGUUCCAUGGAAAAUCUUCCUUCAGUGCAGGUCAGGAAUAUCUCAACCAUGAUAAGGAGGAUCAAGCUACUGUCUUCUUUGUUUGAAGAAAUUCAGGAAACAAAUGGUCCACUUCCUCCAUCUUCAAUUCUCUGUCUCACCGAGCUUUUCUACGUGAUUCGGAGAGUGAAAUUUAUGAUACAAAGUUGCAAAGAUGGAAGCUCUCUUUGGGGACUAAUACAGACUGAGUUUGUUUCAAACCAGUUUCAUGUCCUGGUGAAGGAAAUGGGCAGGGCCCUUGAUAUUUUGCCUCUGAGUUUGCUUAAUAUCACAGCAGAUAUUCGAGAACAAGUUGAACUUCUUCACAAGCAAGCAAAGAGGGUAGAAUUGUUUACUGAUCUUAAAGAGCUUCAUAAAAGAGAAGAGCUUCUACAAUUAAUGGCCAGAAACAACAAAAAGACCAGCAAGAAAAAAGGGUUUUCAGAUUUCGCAGAGUUGAAAGAGAUUUUGAAUGGCAUUGGCCUGAGAAAUCCACUAGAUUAUGAGGAAGAGAUUUUGAAGUUAGAGACAGAAGCUCAGAAGCAAGCAGGGACUGGUGGACUAAUUGUGGUGUCCAAUAUCAACAAUCUUAUAUCACUUGUCUCUUAUUGCAAAUCCAUACUUUUUAGUGAUGAAGAAUCUGAGAAAACCAAACGAGACUUUAAACAGCUGUCUACAAAUAGAUUUUAUAACAUUCAUCAUUCUUCAUCUUCACAAUCUAUGAGUUUCAAUAUCCCAGAUGAAUUCCGAUGCCCGAUUUCAUUGGACUUGAUGAAAGAUCCUGUGAUUGUAGCGUCUGGACACACUUAUGAUCGGAAUUCGAUAGCUCAGUGGAUCAAUUCAGGGCACCAUACAUGUCCAAAAAGUGGGCAAAAGCUGAUUCACAUGGCACUGAUACCAAACUAUGCAUUGAAAAGUCUUCUACAACAAUGGUGCGAGGAGAACAACAUUCCUUUGGUAGACUCCAAUCUAUCAUCUGUCUCAGACUUGGAGAGAAACAGCAACAAAAAUGGAAAACAAAACGAGAACGCUGUUGAUCAUAUUUCAGCCACAAAAAUUGCUGCAGAUGCUAUCAAAAUGACAUCAGAAUUCCUAGUGGGAAAACUAGCAACCGGGUCGCUGGAAAUCCAAAGGCAGGCUGCUUACGAGCUUCGUUUGCUUGCCAAAACUGGCAUGGAUAAUCGAAGGAUCAUUGCCGAGGCAGGAGCAAUUCCUUUUCUGGUCACCUUGCUUUGUUCACACGAUGCCAGAAUUCAAGAAAAUGCUAUCACUGCAUUGCUCAACCUUUCUAUCUUCAACAACAACAAGAUUUUGAUAAUGGCGGCCGGGGCAAUCGACAAGAUAAUAGAUGUUUUGGGAUCAGGGAAGACAAUGGAAGCAAGAGAGAAUGCAGCAGCAGUUAUAUUCAGCUUGUCCAUGAUCGACGACUGCAAAGUAGCCAUAGGAGCACGUCCAAGAGCCAUUUCAGCACUUGUUGGGCUCUUGAAAGAAGGCACACCAGCCGGUAAAAAGGAUGCUGCGACAGCACUCUUCAACCUCGCGGUAUAUAAUGCAAACAAAACCUAUGUAGUCAUCGCCGGAGCUGUUCCAUUGCUCAUUGAGCUGUUGAUGGAUGCCAAGGCAGGGAUAACAGACGAUGCCUUGGCAGUUCUUUCUCUACUAUUGGGCUGUCCGGAGGGACUGGAGGAGAUAAGAAAGAGUAGAGUUAUUGUUCCGCUUCUCAUUGAUCUUCUAAGAUUCGGUUCUCCAAAAGGGAAGGAGAAUUCGAUAACACUUUUGUUGGGAUUGUGCAAAGAUGGAAGAUACAGAGAGGAGGUAGCAAGAAGAUUGCUGAUGAACCCUAGAAGUAUUCCUUCUCUUCAUAGCUUGGCUGCUGAUGGGUCUUUGAAAGCUCGAAAAAAGGCUGAUGCUUUGCUUAGAUUACUGGAUAGGUGUUGUUUUCAAUCGCACAAUCAGGUUGGAUAACCAUGGAACAAGAAUAUAUAGAGGGAGAUCCAAGUGUAUAUUUUGUGAAAAGCAUAUAAAUGAAUGCUGGUUCAUUUGUUAUUUUAACUGGAUCUUUCAUCUGAUAAAUUAUUGUUAGUUUCGAGACCAUUUCAUCUGC